Molecule: messenger RNA, 1509 nt
Organism: Gavia stellata (red-throated loon)
Lineage: Eukaryota; Metazoa; Chordata; Aves; Gaviiformes; Gaviidae
Gene: WASF3
Product: WASP family member 3
Exons: 8
Coding region: 1-1509 (502 amino acids)
Biological process (GO): positive regulation of Arp2/3 complex-mediated actin nucleation; actin cytoskeleton organization
Cellular component (GO): SCAR complex; cytoskeleton
Molecular function (GO): actin binding; protein kinase A regulatory subunit binding; Arp2/3 complex binding
Source: RefSeq, a predicted model, not a curated record
AUGCCUUUGGUGAAAAGGAACAUUGAACCACGGCAUCUCUGCCGAGGAGCUCUGCCAGAGGGAAUUACUAGUGAACUGGAAUGUGUAACAAAUAGUACCCUUGCUGCUAUCAUACGCCAGCUAAGCAGCUUAAGCAAACAUGCUGAAGACAUAUUUGGUGAAUUGUUUAAUGAGGCCAACAGCUUCUACAUCAGAGCAAAUUCCCUUCAAGACAGAAUUGAUCGUCUUGCUGUCAAAGUUACCCAGCUGGAUUCAACAGUGGAAGAGGUAUCAUUACAGGAUAUCAACAUGAAAAAAGCAUUCAAGAGCUCAACAAUUCAAGAUCAGCAGGUAGUUUCAAAGAACAGCAUUCCUAACCCGGUGGCUGAUAUUUAUAAUCAGAGCGACAAACCACCACCUCUGAAUAUUCUUUCACCUUAUAGGGAUGAUAAGAAAGAUGGAUUGAAGUUCUAUACCGAUCCUUCCUAUUUUUUUGAUCUUUGGAAAGAAAAAAUGUUACAAGAUACUGAAGAUAAGCGAAAAGAAAAGAGGAGACAAAAGGAGCAAAAGCGUAUAGAUGGCACCACCCGUGAGGUGAAAAAGGUUAGAAAAGCCAGGAACAGACGCCAGGAGUGGAAUAUGAUGGCAUAUGACAAAGAGCUUAGACCUGACAACAGGUUGUCUCAAAGUGUGUACCAUGGAGCAUCUUCCGAGGGAUCACUGUCCCCAGAUACUAGGUCCCAUGCAUCUGAUGUUACAGAUUAUUCUUACCCUGCUACUCCGAAUCAUUCCCUCCAUCAGCAGAUAGCAAUGCCUUCAUAUGGAACAGGAGAUGGCCCACAGUACAUGGCAGCAUCCCAAAGCCAUGAGCAUGAAUACAGACCACCUUCCACCACUGUACGACAUGCUACUUUAAACAGACCUCAGCAACCACCUCCACCACCACCCCAGCCUUCAGAGGGCCAACAUAGCUCAGUACCUGUGGUACCAGCAGAAUAUGGGAUGCUUCCAGCUCAGAUGGUGGAUUAUUACAAUCCUACUGGUCCUCCCCCUCCUCCUCCUCCCCCUAUGAUUCCUUCAGCACAAACUGCAUUCGUUAGUCCCCUUCAGCUUCCUGUGCCACCAUCCCAUUCUGGACUGGUGACUGGCUCUACGUAUGCAGCUACUCAUCCUCCUCCUUCUAGUGGGCUUGUUGUCACUGCUCCUCCUCCUCCCGGCCCACCUCCUCCCCCUCCAGGCCCUCCUGCUACCGGUUCAUCCCUGUCUUCCUCCCCAAUGCAUGCUCCUCCAGCUACGGAGGCAAAACGUCACGAACCUGCACAGCCACCAAUAAGUGAUGCACGGAGCGAUCUUCUUGCUGCCAUUCGAAUGGGAAUUCAACUGAAAAAGGUGCAGGAGCAACGUGAGCAAGAAGCAAAACGAGAGCCUGUUGGAAAUGAUGUGGCAACCAUCCUUUCAAGACGCAUUGCCGUGGAAUACAGUGAUUCCGAUGAUGAUUCAGAGUUUGAUGAGAAUGAUUGGUCAGAUUGA